Messenger RNA from Cadophora gregata, 1931 nucleotides. RefSeq lists its product as uncharacterized. Bases 227 to 1519 code for a protein of 430 amino acids. The transcript has 8 exons. Lineage: Eukaryota; Fungi; Ascomycota; Leotiomycetes; Helotiales; Ploettnerulaceae. Gene Ontology annotation, molecular function: RNA binding. The record is from RefSeq and is a predicted model, not a curated record.
GGGGCGGUACCUUUGGUGCAAGUUACUUGGGGGUUUCUGAGUGCUGGAUGACUAAUCUGGCGAGGACGUCCAACAGGUCCGAGCUCAAUUUAAGGUUGCAGGUAGGCGGGACUAGUGCUCCUUUAGCGCCCAACUUUCGACCCUCGAAACUGGGCAAGACCACAAAUUUCCACAACACCGUUGCAUUGCAGUGCUUGAAUGUACCAGCAUUGUGUAUCUCUUCAAUAUGGCCAACACCAAGGUGUCCGUUGAGAAAGCGUAUCUCGACACUCUGCUGCGAAAGGCUCAAUUUCAUACCGAUGGCGUUGACUAUUGUGUUCCUGUUCAUGUACCAACAGUGACGAUCACCAAGCUUGAGCAUGACAGCCUCCUGAAAGCUUCUCGUGAAUAUGCCAAUCUCCAACGAAACUUGUUCAGAGGCGGUGUUGCAGCAGAAACUCUUGCCGUCCUGGUAAAUGACGACGCGGGCUCCGAGCAAAAUGGCGGUACAACAGCAUACUCGGCACUUGAAGAUCCUACCGAUAGCGAUGCCUUCUUCCCACAAUCUCUCGAGUCUGCGGCCCACGCUUCGAAUGAAAACGGACAAGACUACACCUACGGACGAAAUGCUAAUUACACCCCUCGAGGUGGAAAUGGACAGGUAAACCGUCCCAAUGGGAAGAAUGGCACCAAUAGCUACAGCAAUGGCUUCGAGCACUCACCUCACGACGACUAUGGCUCUUCACCAGAUGGUGUAGAUGGCUUUUAUGAUGGCAGCCCAAACGACGAUUCUCAAGCUCCUGGUCAACGCCAGCAAUACGCCAAGUUUGCUAAGCGCACUAUCCUCCUUUCGAAUCUUCCUGAAGGCACAACACACUCGGAAAUCACCAAUGUUGUCCGUGGAGGCAUGCUGCUAGAUAUCUACGUGCGAAAUAACGAUCGUAAUGCAAGUGUUUCCUUCUUGGAGGAGUUGGCGGCACAGGAGUUCUUCCGACAUGUUAAGCGGUAUGAUCUGUAUAUUCGAGGAAAGAGAGUAGAUAUACGCUGGAACGAGCGACAGUUCAUUCUUCCUGGACAUGUUGCAAACAAAAUCUCCAUUGGUGCGACUCGAAAUCUGGUAAUCCUGAACUACAACCCCAAGCAUACGGAGCAGGUUAUUCGAGACGAUCUUGAGCAUAUUCACAACCUCAUCGUGGUUAAGGUUGAUUACAGAGGCCCACAUUGCUAUAUCUCCACCAACUCUGUCCACAACUCCAUGUUUGCCCGUACUUGCAUGAUGAGCCGCGCUACUUACAAAGGAGCAAAGAUUGAAUGGGAUAUCGAUGAGUGUGCUGCUCCACUCGAGAAACCUUUGUCAGCCCGCGAAACUCUUCCCGUCAACAGAAAGAAGGACAGCGCUCCACUCAAGAAUCGGUUUGAACUUCUCAACCUGGACAAUGGGGGCGAGCCAGAUUCCGACGAAGAUGAAGAAGAUUUCGACCAUAGCGGUAUCUCUCUGCCCAGUGAGGUUUUUGUUAGCCCCAGCCGAUUGCGUCGAUAGGUGUUUUACACUUGAUUUUCUUCUCACUUGUUUUCCACGUGCUUAUCCAGGCGCUUUGGCUGUUUCAUUGCGCCCAGGGAGUGUUAAUCAAGAUGUUGUUUCCUAGGUUUAAGGAAAGGUUCAUCGAUGGCGUUACGCGGGCGUUCCUAUCACCGGGUCCUGGUGGUAGCUAUCUGCAGAUACCCCUGUUUAUCUUUGUCGUUGUUGCUUUCAAUACCCAAAAUCGGAGUGUGUGGUUUGGUUCGAAUGGCUGGUAUGUUCCAGAGAUGGUCUAGAAAGUCAGGUAGUCAUUGUGAAUGCGUACAAUAUAUCGCUGGGGGUUGAGAGCAAGAGCAUGUUCAUAGCAAAGCGUGGAGAGAAUGGGCUUGAGUCCCGAUACAUUAUGCCGUGCUAUAUAAACUGGCCUUGGGCC